AUGCGUGUGCCGUGGGGCGCGGGGCGGUGGUGUCGGGCUCCGGCGCUGCUGCUCCUGCUGCUCCUCUGCCCCUCCAGCCUGGCGUGCGGGCCCGGGAGGGGCUUCGGGAAGCGGCGGCACCCCAAGAAGCUCACGCCCUUGGCCUACAAGCAGUUCAUCCCCAACGUGGCCGAGAAGACGCUGGGCGCCUCCGGGCGCUACGAGGGCAAGAUCAGCCGCAGCUCGGAGCGCUUCAAGGAGCUCACCCCCAACUACAACCCGGACAUCAUCUUCAAGGAUGAGGAGAACACCGGCGCGGACCGGCUCAUGACCCAGCGGUGCAAGGACAAGCUAAAUGCCUUGGCCAUCUCAGUGAUGAACCAGUGGCCCGGGGUGAAGCUGCGUGUGACCGAGGGCUGGGACGAGGACGGGCACCACUCCGAGGAGUCCCUCCACUAUGAGGGCCGUGCCGUGGACAUCACCACCUCAGAUCGGGACCGCAGCAAGUACGGCAUGUUGGCCCGCCUUGCUGUGGAGGCUGGCUUCGACUGGGUCUACUACGAGUCCAAGGCCCACAUCCACUGCUCUGUCAAGGCCGAGAAUUCAGUGGCCGCUAAGUCAGGCGGCUGCUUCCCGGGCACUGCUUGGGUGAACUUGGAGCAAGGAGGCACCAAGCUGGUCAGAGACCUCCAUCCCGGCGACCGGGUGCUGGCGGCGGACCUGCAGGGCCGGCUGCUCUACAGCGACUUCCUAACCUUCUUGGACCAGGAGGAACCUCCCGUCCGCAAGCUCUUCUAUGUGAUUGAGACCCGGAGCCCCCGGACGCGCCUGUUGCUGACGGCCGCUCACCUGCUCUUUGUGGCCUCGACACAGAACAACCAUUCCCAACCCCAGCCCAUUUUUGCCAGCCGGGUGCAGCCGGGACAACGCAUCUAUGUGCUGGGCCACGGGGGGAGGACACUUUUGCCGGCCGCCGUGCACCGAGUGUCCCUGAAGGAAGAGGCCUCAGGGGCGUACGCCCCGCUCACUGCUCAGGGCACCAUCCUCAUCAACCAGGUGCUGGCUUCCUGUUAUGCCGUCAUUGAAGAGCAUAGCUGGGCCCACUGGGCGUUUGCCCCUUUCCGGGUGGCGCAUGCCCUCCUGGCCAUGCUGUACCCCGCCGGCCUCUCGUCCCCCGCCCUCUUUCCGGCUGCAGCACCGGCGGAUGCUCCGGGCGGCGUCCAUUGGUAUUCACAUCUCCUCUACCAUCUUGGUCUUUGGCUGUUGGAUUCUGAGACGAUGCAUCCCUUGGGCAUGGCCAGCUGAGGGAGGUGGCACGAUAAACUCCGCUUUGACCCAUCGUAAGAAUAAAAUAAAUCCAACCGGGGAGGGGAGGGGACUAAGAUGAAGAAAGAAAAGGACAAGACUUUGAAGCGAUAAUACUAGUAGGACAGUCCAAAGUAGACUUUUAAGGUACAGGAAGACCUGAGGAAGUUUUAUGUUGCCGUCGCCGCCGUUUUAGUUUAUAAAAUAUAAAUAUAUAUAUAUUUUUAUUUGAUUUCUAUUUUUUAUUUUUAUUUUUUCAGUCUGUUCGUUUCAUUGUUUUUUGUCGUCCUCAUCUCCUGGAUAUUUAUUUCUUCGGUGUUUUGAAAUGUUUUAAAGAAUAUGAACCCAACCUUCAAGAGCCUUAAAUUGUUUCUUUGAUAAUUUAUUAUCAUGUGAACUGUACACUCACAGGGAGAAGAAAAAUUAUUUUGCGAGGCCAAGCAAAACUGCACAGAGUUCUAUUUUUCUAUGUGUCAUGUUGUGUGUCCUGACUUUCCAAAAGUAACCCUCCUGUCGUUCUUCCCAUCAAUCACAUUGCUUUGCCUUCGUUCUCCCAACAGCGAGUCUUGGAACAAACAGAAGACCUAUUCCGUGUGGAAGAGGGAGGGGGGAUCCAUAAAUUAUAUUUUUAUACACAGAAUUGUAAAUUCAAUUUUUUUGUGAGAGAGAAAGAGAGAGAUAGAUCAAUACUUAACAGACACAUUUCAUUUUUUUAAAUAGUGUAAAUUACAAGAAUAUAUUAUUUUAAUUUAAAUAGUAUCAAAUGUAGUGUCAUCUCCUGUAUUGUUUCUGUUGUCUCUGAAACACUUUUGCUUUGUGUGAGAAUAACUCCCGGCCCUUUUGUCCGUCCCUUGGGAACUCCAGGCUGUUACACCACCUCAUCUCAUCCAUUUGCGAAACUGUCGGGAGAAGAUGCUCUCUUAUUUUUACCUUCGAAACCAAGAGGAAGAAAUUUAUGAGAAAAUAUUUUUUAAAAAGCGCACAUGUUGGCUAUUAUGUGACAAUGGAGACUAGUUUGUACAGAGCAGUGAGGGGGGAAAGGAUGUUUUGGAUUAAUAAACUGAUAAAUAACCGCUGUCAAUUUACUAAAAUGUAUUUUUGAAUAUUUUGUAAUAGUUUUAAUAGUUUUAUAGAAAUAAAAUGUGCCAUGCACACUCUGGUUAGUAUAUAAUAACAAAGAA
Anolis carolinensis (green anole) is the source of this 2465-nucleotide messenger RNA. RefSeq names its product sonic hedgehog signaling molecule (gene shh). The coding region runs from base 1 to 1284 and encodes 427 amino acids. The record is from RefSeq and is a predicted model, not a curated record. Gene Ontology annotation, biological process: cell fate specification; multicellular organism development; regulation of gene expression. The transcript is spliced from 3 exons. NCBI's taxonomy places the organism in Eukaryota, Metazoa, Chordata, Lepidosauria, Squamata, Anolidae. Gene Ontology annotation, molecular function: calcium ion binding; patched binding.